Messenger RNA from Megalobrama amblycephala (Wuchang bream), 1895 nucleotides. Its product is annotated as asialoglycoprotein receptor 1-like. NCBI's taxonomy places the organism in Eukaryota, Metazoa, Chordata, Actinopteri, Cypriniformes, Xenocyprididae. Bases 29 to 709 code for a protein of 226 amino acids. The record is from RefSeq and is a predicted model, not a curated record. The transcript is spliced from 5 exons.
UAAUAAAAGUUGUUGUCUUUCUGUGAUCAUGAUCUAUCACAGCACAGCAAUGAUGAAGCUGGUAAUGAGCAUUGUGGUGUUGUUGUCUGUUGGAGCCGCACAGGAUUUAAUGUCACCAACAUUUGACAUCAUUAGUGAACUCCAGAAGAUUAAGACCAUGGAGGAAAAGUUAAAUGCUCUUUAUGAUGAAGUAAAGGAACUAAGGAGCAAGAAUGAUGCCUUCCUGAGUGCCCUGAAGAGUUCAGUGUCAGAUCUCACUUCAUUUGUCGCAUCUCUUACCUCUAAACAACAGACCUGUGACGUCCCUGUAACCUGUAAAUCUGGCUGGAUAUCAUACAAAAGCAGCUGUUUAUUGUUCUCUAGUAAUGCACUCAACUGGACUGAGGCACGAGAUUACUGCAAAGCACAGGGCGCGUUACUCCUCAAAAUACAAGACGACGACAGGGAGUGGGCAUUCUUGAACCAUCAUACCAUACCCACAUCCUACUGGGUCGGUCUAACGGAUCAGACCACAGGCCAGUGGAGAUGGGUGGAUGACACUCCUUACACCAUGAACAAAGAACGAUGGAAUCCUGGUCAGCCAGAUGACUGGAAACAACACGGUCUGGGAGAGGAAGGAGAGGACUGUGCGGCGAUUACACAUACUGGGAAACUAAAUGACGGCCACUGCUCCACCAAACAGGGAUUCAUUUGCAGAGUACAAUUCUGAAACAGCUGAAAUAGCUGUGGUGUCGUGCCAGCUAAAUGACAAAUGAAAAGGAUCCAGGCACUAAUGUGAAAACAUUUAACACUAUAUAUAACACUGAUUUGUAGGGGUGUGACGAGAUCUCGCGAGAUUGUGACAAGAUUUCUUGUCGAGGUGAAAAGCUGUCUCUCGAUAUUGCCUUGACGGAGUGUAAAAUUAGGAUAGAAUAUGCCACCGCUAUGUUUACAUUACGCCUCCACUGUCGUUUUGCUUUUUAUAGAAAUAAAAACCAUUUAAUUUAGUUGGAUAACGGUCGCUUCAAUCCCAUCCAUCUCAUCCGACUGAUUCCUGCUGCAGAGUCAUCUGUAGUGCAGCGGGAAUCAAAGUUCACUGAUCAUGUGAUGAGAGUAAGUGAUGAGAUGACUGACAAGACCAUGGCAGAGGAUUCAUUGCGCACCAGAGCCAUAGCAUCUGACAUAUGCCUUAUCUUGUAGAAUGUGCACUCAGCACCAUUGCCCCCUAUUUAGCAUGUUGAAAAGCGAAAGUAAAACGCGAAUGCACAUUCAAACACGAUUUCAAUAUCAUGCAUUUUGAAAGCGGCUCCCUGAUGCAUGAAAACAUCUCUCAAUAUGAAAGCUAUCUUAGGCUGGCCUGUGUAGCUGUAACCAUCUCUCAGCUCUGUAUCAUGCUUGAAGAAAAAUUUGGUCUCUAGUUGCACUUUGAAUAUUGAGAGAGUACUUUGAUUAUGGUUGUACUCAUUGUUUGCGCUUAAUGAUGUUUCGGGAGGAGCGCAUUCAAAUAAUCUACCCAAUAAGAGGAGGCCUGUAAAUACUUAGCCGACUGUUCUGCAUCCUUCCACCACCCCGUCUCUUCACACUCGCCUGGUUACUAUCCUAACCAAAGAUACACGGGUUUGGGUGACAUUUUGAAGUGAAAUGACAUUCAUUACAAGGUGAUUAGUUAAAACAUUUCAGACGCAGCUACAUUUUUCUAGUCAUGUAUUUCAUCAUUGAGGAUUUCUAAAAAAUCUCAACUCUUUCUCAUGAACUAAAUCUCGUGUCUCUUCUCAUGAGCUAACUCUCUCAUCACACCUCUACUGAUUUGACAAUAGUUUAAUUUCUUAUGCUUCCAUUUUACUUCAAAAUGUUUCUGCUGUUUCUUCAUAAUUUACCUUUAUUAAGCAAUAAAUGGCUGACCAUUAAUAAUAAAA